UGUUACCCAUCCAGAUCAUCCUCCGUUUCCCAUGAUGGUCGAUUUGGCUUACUUCAGCUUGACCACCAGCCUCUGGUUCUUGGUCUUGUUCCCAGUGGGCUUGGUGAGUAUUAAGGCCGACAGUUCUCUGGGAUCACUUGGUCGAUCGAUCGAAGAACACAGCGGUGAUCGAGCUGAAAGAAAUGCUGGGCCAUUGAGCGCGAUUCCUGUGAAGAGAAAAUCAAGGAACAGAAUGCCCUCUUUGGUCCCUUGUGUGCGCAUCCCAGGACCAGGGAAGCGGAGGACAUCAGACCCUGCGGCUGCUGAGAGACGCGCAAGGGUAACAGAUAACUGGGAUCUCAAUCGAGAUCAGGUCCUCUUACUUCAACAAUACAAACAAGAAUUCCCAGCUUAUCAAGAAGAGCUAGAGAGGCAAUUGAGAUGGCUUGAAAGGCAUUCCAAGAAAAUCAGUCCUGCUGAGUUGCAGAUGGCGCGGAAAGUGUUUGAAGGAUCAAAGCAACAGAUCUCCAGUCUGAUCCAGACGAGACUUCUGGAGCUGGGGAAAGUGGACGAACGAGCGACCGCGAUUGAUGAUCCAAACGACCCAGUUUCAUCAUCAUCCUCAUCAUCAUCGUUGAGUGAUCCGCCGACAAAGAGCCCGUCACUUGGUCUCAAGCUGGCUCAACUUGCUUACAUUCCUGCAGAGCUACGCACCCAGAUUACCGAGCAAUCAGCAUUACUACUCUGGGAAGACGCAAAGAAGAUGCUGACGACCCAGCGGAAGAUAUACGAAGCUGAGGAGCUGAAGAGCCAAAGAAAGCCCAGAUGGCCCUCGGCCAGUUUCUCCACACUCUUUACAUCAAGCACUACUACCAAUAAUGACCACUCAAGAUUCGACCCUCUCAUGCCAUCCAAAUAUGCUUUCAAGAUCCUCGACUUCUUGGUCCAAAACCAGCUCAUCACUCUCCAAUCCUCACGUGCCUUCUUCCACGAUCUCCCGUUUGUUCAGACGGUCAUCAGCUACUCUCUCGCCCGUAUCAAAGCCGAAGUCGGCGCGUCUUAUUGGAAAUCGAUCGAUCAUUUGACUGCUCAUUGGUAUUGGCCUUCAUUGAAUAAAGUCUUUUCAGCUUUGGGUAAGAAAGAAGAAUCGAUUAUCGACUUUGUUUUCCAUGUCGGAAAGUUGAAGGCAUUAGUGCACCUCUCAAAUGGGAUAGAAUCCACCGACUAUUUCUACAGUGCCCAAUGGGCCGAGUUUUCAAAACAAUUUCCAUGGAGGAAGUGUUUCGAAAGAUUAGGUGAAGACGUUGGGCAUCAAUCGGGGACAGAGGCCAGCUUAUCUAGGCUCGAACAUGGCGACCAUCAAAUAGCCCUUCACGAUCCUCCAAUAAUCUCUCGAAAGCACUCUCAAGAAUGUCCUGCUGCACAGGGAACAGAAGAAGAAGAAAUGGAGAGACUCAUCAGGCUGUUGGUUACUACUCGCCAUAGCCAGGGCAUCACUAUCCCUAAAUUCGGCUUGAGACUUUACCGGACAGAGACAAUCAACCUCUUCGAAUUCAUGAACAAUGCACUAUACCCGGGGAUUGUUUCCAAGUUAGUGAAGAAUGAAGAGUUUGAGCGGAUCAUGCACGACUCGAUUGGUCUAGUGGAUCAGAAGCACGAGAGAGCGGAAUCGCUGUUCUACUUAUCGCUGCUCUAUUCGCGAUACCACAGCUUGGUGAUCGACACCCAAUCCUAUCUCAAUCUGCUAGCCACAACCCUGCAUGCCAGAAAGAGCAAGGCCCCUCAUGGAAGCUUUGCGCAGCUGGUCGAACAAGACCCGGUUCUGGCGGUUUAUUCUGACCGGUUCGAUUGGAUCUUGGAACAUUAUAAAAAGCUCUAUAAUAGCAUUCAUAGUCGGAAUCCUCUGCUCAUCCAUCAUUUAGAUCCGAAGUUUAGGGAGUUGUAUCUGAGUGAUUAGUCUGAUUGGAUGGAUCAGAUUCAGAUCCCCCAAAACCCUGAUGCUUUCCUCCUCACAUCUGUUGUUUAUUGGAACGAAACCGUCCUAGUUAUGGCUGAAAAGAAGAGCACAUAACCCUGCAAGAGAAUGUUGAUGAGGACCGGGCCGGUGGUACCGCAUCCCCACACCCAGAGUACCAUUGACCUGC
Puccinia graminis f. sp. tritici CRL 75-36-700-3 is the source of this 2123-nucleotide messenger RNA. RefSeq lists its product as uncharacterized. The record is from RefSeq and is a predicted model, not a curated record. Bases 32 to 1936 code for a protein of 634 amino acids. Lineage: Eukaryota; Fungi; Basidiomycota; Pucciniomycetes; Pucciniales; Pucciniaceae. The transcript has 6 exons.